AUGAAGACACUUGCGUACGCCGGGGUCCUUCUGGCCCUGUUUGUAGCAGCAGGAGCUCGUGACUUGCAGCAAGCAUCCGCUCCCGCCCCCGCAACGUCCAAGCCCAUCGCCGAUCUCGUCUUCGUGCUUUCUGCCGAAAAGGCCAGCUUCCCUUCCUCUAGCACCCUGCAGCUCAAGGAGGUCAGCUCCACCGUCCAGUUCUAUGGAGCAGGUGCCAGGGCCGGACUGAUCUCCACCCCGGUGUUUUCCAACAGCUCGGCAGGCGCAGAGUACGUGGCCAGCAACGGCGAGUGGCUGAACGUGCCUGACGCCGUUCUGUUUGCCAACAGCGGCAGCAGCAACCAAGCCAUCCUUCUCUCCCUCCAAGACCCCAUGUACAAUGAAGAUGACGAGACCGUGACCUUCAGCAUCGCCGUGCUGCCUGCGGACGAGGCCGCACUCAAGACGGCGCGCGGCGUGACCAACGAGCUUGUGAUGGAGCACGCCAACAACGUGGGCACCCCCCUGACCGAGGCGGUGCAGCCGGGUGCGGUGUGGAAGGACGUGGCGCUCUUCAUCGACCAGAACCGCGAGUCCCUCAAGCCCAUCGCUGAGACCAAGACCUGGUGGUGGUGGGGCCCUGGCUGGGGCGGGGGCUGGGGCGGCCGCGGAUAUAACCGCGGCUGGGGCGGCUGGGGCUGGGGCAAGUGA
Molecule: messenger RNA, 690 nt
Organism: Coccomyxa subellipsoidea C-169
Lineage: Eukaryota; Viridiplantae; Chlorophyta; Trebouxiophyceae; Coccomyxaceae
Exons: 6
Coding region: 1-690 (229 amino acids)
Source: RefSeq, a predicted model, not a curated record